Messenger RNA from Pistacia vera, 2514 nucleotides. RefSeq names its product transcription initiation factor TFIID subunit 12b-like. The record is from RefSeq and is a predicted model, not a curated record. Gene Ontology annotation, biological process: RNA polymerase II preinitiation complex assembly; DNA-templated transcription initiation. Lineage: Eukaryota; Viridiplantae; Streptophyta; Magnoliopsida; Sapindales; Anacardiaceae. Gene Ontology annotation, cellular component: SAGA complex; SLIK (SAGA-like) complex; transcription factor TFIID complex. Gene Ontology annotation, molecular function: TBP-class protein binding; protein heterodimerization activity; DNA binding. The transcript is spliced from 9 exons. The coding region runs from base 162 to 2021 and encodes 619 amino acids.
UUGUCAGUCUUCUCCCUUCUCUCUUCAACCUUCUCCAAAACUCUCUCAUCCUCUGCAAACAAACCCAAUAACUUUCACCAUGAAGUCAUGAACUAACCCCCAUCACCACCGCCACCGUUACCGCCACCGUCACUGCCACCGCAACCGUCUCCACGGUCUCCAUGGCAGACAAUUUACCGUCACAAGCACCAACACCAGCAACCCCGUCAAUGCAAACUUCUCCCCCCAAACCCCUCCAAUCCCCGCCAAACCCUAUGCUGGACCCCACUCCCUCCUCCUUAACCCCCUCCACCCCCGCCACGUCAGCGCCCUUACUCCACCGCCCUCCUUCUCAGCCCGUCGCCACCCCGUCGACACCUCAACAACAACAGAACCAAUCUUCCUCUCCUUCUCUUGACCCACAAAUUCUCCAACAACAACAACAAAUGGUUCAGAACGUUAACGUUGCAGCCAUGUCGAAUUACCAAAUCCCACAAACCUUGAAUCGAUCCUCCUCAAUCUCACGGCUGAAUCAAAUUCAACAGCAGCAGCAGCAACAACAACAUUCUGCAUACACCGUCUUGAGGCAACAAGCUUUGUACGGUCAAGUGAAUUUCAAUCAACAGAAUCAGCAGCAAACCCAGCAAAACCCUCAACUAGGUUCUUCUAAUUUGUCACGCUCAGGCCUUAUUGGGCAGACGGGGCACCUGCCCAUGCUGACUGGGGCAUCCGCUGCCCAGUUCAAUUUACAGUCUCAAUUGCUCGCUUCGCCGAGGCAGAAAACUGGAUUAGUGCAAGGAUCCCAAUUCCAUCCUGGUAAUUCGCCUGGGCAGCCUUUGCAAGGAAUGCAAGCAAUGGGGAUGAUGGGGCCACUUAAUUUGGGCUCACAAUUGAGGGCUGGUGGGGCCCUUGCUUAUGCACAACAGCGAAUGAAUCAGGGGCAGAUGCGGCAGCAACUGUCACAACAGAAUGCUCUUAACUCCCCUCAGGUCCAAAACUUACCCAGGACUUCAUCUCUGGCAUUUAUGAACCCUCAGUUAUCUGGCCUGGCUCAGAAUGGACAGCCGGGUAUGAUGCAGAGCUCUUUGUCGCCGCAACAGUGGUUGAAGCAAAUGCCGACAAUGUCUAACCCUGCCUCACCUUCAUUCCGUCUCCAACAACAUCAGAGGCAGCCACAAGUCCUCUUACAGCAGCAACUGGCUUCGUCUUCGCAGUUACACCAGAAUUCUUUGGCCUUGAACCCACAGCAAUUAUCCCAGCUGGUUCAGCAGCAGCAGCCACAAAUGGGGCAUCCACAGAUGCAUCAAGCUCAACAGCAGACACAUACACAGCCGCAGUCACAGCUGCAGCAGCAGCAGCAACAACUACAACAAACACACCAACAACUACAACAGCAGCCAACCUUGCAUCAACAGCAACACCAACAGCAGCAGCAGUCUCCAAGGCUUCCAGGUCAUGCAGUCCAGAAAUCUCUUAGCUUGACAGGAUCACAACCAGAUGCAACUGCCUCUGGUACAACUACACCUGGGGGGAGUUCAAGCCAAGGAACAGAAGCAACUAAUCAGCUCCUUGGAAAGAGAAAGAUACAGGAUCUUGUUUCGCAGGUUGAUUCACGGGGAAAACUGGAUCCAGAUGUCGAAGAUCUUCUUUUGGAGAUUGCAGAUGACUUUAUUGACUCUGUUACUUCAUUUGCUUGUAGUCUGGCAAAGCACCGGAAAUCAUCAACUUUGGAGUCCAAAGAUGUAUUACUACAUUUAGAGAAGAAUUGGGAUUUGACAGUUCCUGGAUUCUCAAGUGAAGGGCAGAAACACCAGAGGAAACCGUUGUCAAGUGAUCUCCACAAAAAGCGUCUUGAUAUGAUUCGUACAUUGAUGGAAUCCUCGCAGCCUGAAACCAACGUGAAUAAUACUAGAGAGAUGAUGAGACCAGGCUUCAGCAACCAAGUUGGUGUCAAUAACUUUAUAAGAGCUUCACCAAGUUCUGAGCAGUUUGUUUCACAAGCAGCUGGUUCUCAAAUGCUGCAGCAAAUAACACGGUAUUGAUGGAUAUUUGUUCCCGAUUGUAAUUUGGUCUUCAGGCUGAAUGGUGAUGGCCACAUGGACCUCAUUGGUGAGCAUUAUUGAAUCAAGAUUAACAAAAGCAAAAGCUAUAGUCGGAUCGCUGAAGCACGGGCUGUAAUAACUCGGCAAGUAGUAGUAUGAAAGAACAAAUUCCCAGAAAGUUUACCUCUAAUUUUUCAUUUUACGCUGUUGAUUUAUGUCUAUUUGCUUUGGUGAAUCAAAAUAUAGUUCUCUAUUCAUAGUCAUAGGCACAAAGUUAAGGUGAGUUUGCAUCCCAGUUCAUCAAAGCUCAUUUAAGUUUAACCAGCAUAAAUGAAGCUUUGGUUCUGGUCGCUCUUGUUAUGUUUAUAGAUUAAGUUCUGGUGGCUCUUCACACAUCUUAUUUGUCUUUUUUUUUUUUUUUUUUUCAUGAUUUAGACUUUUAUACUUUUGUAUAUUAGUUUACAAAUUAAUAGUGCAGGAUUUGUUAGCUUUG